This is a messenger RNA of Carassius auratus (goldfish), 1451 nucleotides long. Its product is annotated as uridine-cytidine kinase 1-like. The transcript has 3 exons. The record is from RefSeq and is a predicted model, not a curated record. NCBI's taxonomy places the organism in Eukaryota, Metazoa, Chordata, Actinopteri, Cypriniformes, Cyprinidae. Bases 599 to 952 code for a protein of 117 amino acids. Gene Ontology annotation, molecular function: kinase activity; ATP binding.
GCUUAAAAAUAAUAAUAAAAAAAUUUAUACAUUUCCUGUUUCAAUUCUAUACAAUCUAUUCUCAGUUUAACAUGAAUUAAAGUUUUUCACUAUCAUUUCUCAAUUGUAAAUUAUUGUCUAGACUGCUGAAGAAACAUCGCAGAGACAGGGUCACAUGACACCUGUUACUUUUCUCAGCGCUGCACUAAACGGACCAAUCACAAUCGUUAGCAGAUAAUAACAUAGCCGCUUUAAAACUGCAUUCUUCUAAAGCGGUUUCUACUUAUAUGUCAGGAAUCAAUCUAGGACAUUUGUAGAUUUAAAAGAUGAUACCUUCUAAUCAACAAAUUACAAAAAAAAUUCAUGAACACACUUCAUGAUAUUUGAAUGAUCCUCAGUGGAGACUCGCCCUUCUGAGUCACAUAGCGCCUCCCGGAGACACUUGCAGAAAUGUCCCUUCCUUAAACAUUUUCUAACUAGUACGGUAACAUUGGAGUACUUAUCGUUCGUGGAUGAUAGUGACAGCCUCCAACCGAUGAUCAAUCAUCUAAAGAACGCGUUGAUGCAUUCACCUGGACUCCAUACUUGAAGAAAACCUUGUUUUUGUUACUGUACCAGCAUGAAUUCAGCCGGACUGCUGUGUGAAACCGAGCGGCUUCGGCACCGUCCUUUCCUGAUCGGGGUGAGCGGAGGAACGGCCAGCGGAAAGUCCACAGUGUGUGCAAAACUCAUGGAGCUUUUGGGACAGAAUAAGGUGGAUCAUCACCAGAGGAAGGUCACUAUCGUCAGCCAGGACAGUUUCUACCAGGUUCUCACUCCAGAACAGAAGGCCAAAGCUUUGAAAGGCCAGUACAACUUUGACCAUCCAGAUGCGUUUGAAACAGAGUUAAUGUGUCAGACGCUGAAGGACAUCGUAGAAGGAAAGGUGGUGGAGGUUCCCACGUAUGAUUUCGUCACCCAUUCCAGGCAAUAAGACACGCUUUUCCCUCAUAAUGUUACGUCGAGCACUGACACACUUUCUCUCUAUGUGUACAUUGAUGAUGUGGAGAAAUGUAGCAUUGCAUCACUUUUUUUUUUUUUAGCAAUGGAUGCUCUGCAGUGAAUGGGUGCCGUCAGAUUGAGAGUCCAAACAGCUGAUAAAAACAUCACAAUAAUCCAGUCUCACUCCAGUCAGUCAAUAAACAUCUCGUGAAGUGAAAAGUUGUGUGUUUGUAAGAUAAAAAUCUAUCAUAAAGAUGUUUUAUGGGUCUUCUAUCCAUAAUAUUGUUUCCUCCUUGGAAAAAGUCAUCUCAUCUGAAUCAGGAGAGAAAUAUGCACUGAUCAAGCACGGUUUACAAAUGAAAACAGUCCAGAACAGUUCUAAACCAUCUAAAGUGAUGGUUUGAAGUUAAAAACAUCUUAGUGAUGGAUUUGUUUCUUACAAACGCGCAACUUUUCACUUCACAAGAUGUUCACUGAUGGGCUGGAGUGGU